Molecule: messenger RNA, 1239 nt
Organism: Sycon ciliatum
Lineage: Eukaryota; Metazoa; Porifera; Calcarea; Leucosolenida; Sycettidae
Exons: 1
Coding region: 1-1239 (412 amino acids)
Source: RefSeq, a predicted model, not a curated record
AUGAACGUGCCAGGGCUGGAGAGUUUUCCUCGUGCUUUGGUUGCCUUGGAGACGUUAGCUGCUGAGCUCGGUCACGUUGUUGGAUCUCUUGCAGUGACAUGUGAAUCCCUUGGCAACUGUGGGGGGAGCUAUGGCGAGCUGCGGCGCUUAAUAUUGACGGAUCGGGAAAGUGGUAAGGAAGUGUUGCGUCUGGUCGUAAAAACCAUCUCAGAGACAGAGCACAAACUGAUGAUCUCCAGAGUCAUCGGUCUGGCCAGAGAAGCCGUGUUCUUUAGCAGUAUUGCCAAAGACUUUCAUCAAUGCAUUGGUUUACCCAAAGUCUACUACAGCGAGGGAGAUGUGGUGACUGGGCGCAAGGUUAUCAUCAUGGAAGAGUUGUCCAAUGUCACACAGAGUGGCUACUUCUUUGGCCCUGGGUCGCCGCUGAAUCGGGAUAAGGACCUGAGCGCUCUUGUCGAAAAUGCUGGCAGUCCUCCGCUGAAAGAUGUCAUCAAGGCCACGUUUGCGUCGGCCGCACGGCUGCAUGCCAAGUACUGGAUGGAUGAAAGUCUUCUAGAACACUCCUGGCUGCGAGGCGCAGCAUGGCUUCAGGAUAGCGGCAAAGAGCAAUGGAAGGGCUCACAGCAAGUUGCGGCUGAUUCCUGGAAGAAGUUCCAAGACAAGCUUGAGCGAGGAGAGAAAUGUACUGUUGAUUGGCCUGACGACCUGCGUGCGAUAGUCAGUGCGUCGGUAAGCAAAAUCAGCUGGGAAACGUUCUCCACGUGCGGUCGUCCAUGGACAUUGGUGCACGGUGACUUCCAUCCAGCCAACAUGAUGUGGUGUCAUGACGCACUAUCAUCUAGACCUGGUGGCACCGCGGAUGGAGAAGGUAAAAGAAAAGUUGUACUUCUCGACUGGGAGUUGGUUGGCCUCGGUUCUGGCCCACAAGACAUUGGCCAGUACAUGAUCUCGCAUAUGGAGCCAGUCACGCGCAAGCAGCACGAAGAGGAGCUGGUACGCUACUACUAUGAUGAGCUGAUGGCUGCGGCACGUCCUGACGAUAGUCGACUGUCGGCGUAUACGUGGGACGAGUGCUGGCAAGAAUACAUCACUGGGGCUGUUGGACGUUGGAUGUGGUUCCUGGCUUACUUCUCAUCGCACGGUAACGAUGCAAUGCAGGAGUUCUUUGUUGGACAAGUCGGCACGUUUAUGCAUGACCAUGGCAUCACGGCAGAUACCGUAUGCCAGCCCCGGUCUUAG